Messenger RNA from Exophiala spinifera, 1632 nucleotides. RefSeq lists its product as uncharacterized. The coding region runs from base 1 to 1632 and encodes 543 amino acids. The record is from RefSeq and is a predicted model, not a curated record. Lineage: Eukaryota; Fungi; Ascomycota; Eurotiomycetes; Chaetothyriales; Herpotrichiellaceae. The transcript is spliced from 2 exons.
AUGAGCAAAUACGAAGGCGGCGUGCUGGUCACCAGAAGUCUCGUAAUGGGUGUUUAUCUUGCAAGCCCUGUUGCAAAGCAAUUCCGCUUCAUCCAGGAUCGCCCAAACGAUCCGUCCUCGAGCACUUCCAUCCUACUGCCAGAAAUCUCGCUGGUGAUCCCCGGCCAUACUGAGUAUGAACGCCGGGCGUUCAACUAUUUCCUCAAUCGAGCGGCGCCCAUCUUCGCAGGUUCUUCUGAUACUGGCUUCUGGAAAGACCUGGUACCACGACUGGCUCAGAGCCACGAGUUUGUCUGGAACAUGGUAGUUUGCAUCAGCUUACUGCUUGAACAUGUCCCUUACGGCUCACUGACGACGGUGUUCGAUGCUGUCAAACCCCCGGUUAUUACCAAUCACCAACAUCGUCUCGCGCUUCAGUUCUAUAAUAAGGCCAUUAGCGACGUGAGAGUCCUGGCUGAAAGAAACGAGAUGGAUGAUUCUGUGGCUUUACUAAGUUGCGUACUAUUCGCGACGGUGGAAUUCCAACAGAGACACGUCAAAACCGGAAGAGCGUUGGUCGAACGGACCUGUCGAAUAUUGAUUCAAAUGCUCUCAAAGCAGCGGACUUCGCCAACAAGUCUCGCUGUCCAGCAAGUGGUUGGGCCUUUUGUCUUACGAAAAGCGGUUCUGAUGGCUACACUCGGCACGGUCUUGCCGCCAGAAUGGAUUGCCAAUGUACAAUCAAGUUCGGGGCUACAGAUGGCAUUGUCAAGGCUGCCAGCGCUCAACGAAGCUCGACUGCAGUUCCACGGCCUCGUGUAUCAAUGCUACGAAGUUAUUCGAGUAGCUGAACUGGUCCCGGAAGAUGACCCAACCGACCCUGGAUUUCAUAGGUUUGUCUCGACAAGAACGGCAUUGUUGGAGAGUCUUUUGAAUUGGAAGACCAUCUUCCACAGAGAUUGGGGACCGAGUCCUGAUGCCGAAGCCGAAUGGAUGCACUCGUACAUAUCGAUGUAUUGGGCUGUCUGUUAUGUCUCUCUAGCCGGGUGUGCCAGCCGCCUCGAAACUACGUAUGAUCAGUACAGGGGGUUCUUCGUCGAUAUUGUCCACCAUGCGGAGUGUUAUUUGCAGAUGGUUGCGGAGUCCCCCACGUAUCAACAGGCUUUAAGCGUCGAUCCCGGUUGUAUGCCGCCAUUAUAUUUCUGCUCCAUGAAGUGCCGAGAUCCGGUGAUCAGGAGGAGAGCACUGGAGUUGAUGCGCGUAGCUCCACAACCGGCGAAUCGAUGGGCAUUCAUCACCCCAGACCGAGUUGUAGAGAAGGUCAUCUUGAGAGAGGAGGAUCGAGUGGAACUUUGCACCUCUGCCGAGAUGGAAGGUUUCAAAACCGUCUCGUGGCCACCAGAGCGUCGCCGCUACGCACAUACGAGCGUAUUCAACCGACCAUGGUCAGGCGGCCGAGAACGUCUGGCCGUACAACUGAGCAGGUUUGCUCCUGUUCCCAAUUCUAAGAGAACUGAGUUGGUUCACGAAUACAUCUGGCUGGAUGAGAGCGACGACGACCUAGAUCUGCGAAAACAGAUUGGUAGAACAAUGGAAGGCCUCACUCAAACUGCACACAUAAAUAGCGCCGAUUUAUGUGAGCCCAACAGAUGA